AUGUCUCACAACAUCAUGGGUAAACAAGUUGGCCCUAUCGGCUUUGGACUCAUGGGCUUGACCGCGCGCCCUCUCCCUGACGAGACUACCUUCGCCGCCAUCCGCACCGCUCUCGAUGCAGGCUGCAACUGGCUUAACGGCGCAGAAUUCUACGGCCCUCCAGACGCAAACUCAUUGGCCCUUAUCCGUCGCUAUCUCGAAAAGUACCCUGAAGAUGCUGAUCGUAUUGUGCUCACCACCAAGGGAGGCUUGGGCCCCAACUACGCCCCUCUUGGUACCAAGGAGGGCACGCGCCAAAGCAUCGACAACAGCCUUAAGACUCUGGGUCCGGUUGGUCGAAUCGGAUCGUUUGCAGUUGGUCGUAAGGAUCCUAACGCUGACUAUGAAGACGAUACUCUCGCUACUAUCAACCAAUAUGUCCAAGAGGGUAAGAUUGACGGUAUCUCAUGCAGCGAGGUCAACGCCGAUACGCUUCGCAGCGCAGCAAAAAAAUUCAAGAUCGUUGCACUUGAGACUGAACUGUCACUAUUCACCACGGAUAUGUUGACGAACGGAGUGCUUGAGGCCUGCGGCGAGCUUGACAUAGCUGUUCUUGCGUAUUCACCUCUCGGAAGAGGCUUCCUCGGAGGGCAAAUCAAGUCUGCUCAAGACCUCCCAGAAGACGAUCUUCGUGUCAAAUUCAAUCCUCGCUGGCAAGGAGAUAAUCUUCAAAAGAACAUCCAGCUCGUCAACGACGUCGAGGCCCUGGCAAAGAAGAAGGGCUGCACCGUAAGCCAAAUAGCUAUCAACUGGCUUUUAUCUCUCUCUCGUCGCCCUGGAAUGCCCAAGAUCGUCCCCAUCCCCGGAUCUUCCAAGCCAGACCGCAUUCGUAAGAACGCGACAAUCAUCCAUCUUACAGAUGAAGACCUGGCCGACAUCGACAAAUUGCUUGCCUCCUUCACGCCAGCCGGCGAACGAUACCCCCCUCAGCAUAUGAAAUACGUCAACGCUUAG
This is a messenger RNA of Fusarium sp. VM40, 993 nucleotides long. The record is from the annotation of a GenBank genome assembly. NCBI's taxonomy places the organism in Eukaryota, Fungi, Ascomycota, Sordariomycetes, Hypocreales, Nectriaceae.